AUGAAGGUGUCAUCAUUUCCACCAAUUUUUACAAUUCUUUCAGAUCCAUCAGAAAAGCCGAAGCAGGAACUGCCUGUUUAUAAGGAGGAGGCGAGCGAAUGGAAUAACAAUGUCAUUCAAGAAAAAGAAAAGUCAUUGUCAAUCAAUUACUGGAAUAUUCCAACAUCAAAAGAACUUGUGCCAAAAGGUGACGAAGGUUCCACAUCAUUGGAACAAAUCGCAAGUGGCUCUCUCGAGAAGCAAUAUCCGUCAGGGAAUAACGCUGCUUCAUCAAAGAAACUCGGUCCCUACGACAAGGUGGUACUGUCCAGAACUGGUACUUCUGUGUAUGAUGAAGAAGCUGAAAGGCUUAAAAAAAACUGCAACCAAUUUGUGAAAUUGCUUGAAGAAAUCGAAUGUUCUUUCAACUAUCUUGACGAUGGAUUCAAACGAAUAGAAUCACGCCUGCAUGGUGCAGCAAAGCAGCGAGUGGAAAAGGAAGAUGUCGUCCAUGAAAACAAACGGCUGGCUUUAUUGAACGAAGAGCUCUGUAAAAAAGUGGAAGCUUUAAGCAAGCAACUUGAACAGGAAGUCAAUAUGCAAAAAGGUAUGAAAGAGUAUCAAUUUAAUUUGGAGACCGACAAUGAGCAGCUUCGUUUGCAAGCCGAUAAGCUUAUGAAGGAUAAAAACAAAGACGAAGUUUUACUUGGGCUUCUCGAAAAAGAAAAUGAGGAGCUAUUGGUCAAGUCUUUCAAAUUAAAUGAAUUGGAAAUUCAAGAGAAGAAAACACAAGAAGAGAUGAAAAAAUGCUUGACUGAGCUUUCAAAGAUCGAAGACAUUGUCAAGCAAAAGGAUGAGGAGAGAACACAUAUAGAAGAAGGAAUAUUUCAGCUACAAAAGAAGUGGGAAACAGAACACUUAGGGCUAUUGGAGGCACAAGACGAAAAUGACAGUUUAAUAUCUAAAAUUACCGAUUAUCGCGUCAAGUUGGAUCACCUUGAAAGAGAACAUAAACUGACUCAAGAGGUGUCCAUAGAGCAACGUGGAACAAUUUCGUCUUUAAAUUUAAGAAAAGCUGAUCUUUCAGUUGAGAUUGACAAUUUGAAAUUUCGUCUAAGAAGCUUUGUGAAUUUGGAAGAGCAGAAUGAGUCGCUAAAUGAAGAGCUACGAAAAGCAAAGAAUAAUUUACGGGCAAUGGAGAAUGUGUACACGGUUUCAAUGGUCGAUGCAAUAAAGUUUCGCGGCAAAUAUGAUGAGGCAUGUUAUGAGCUUGAAGGGCUCCAAGGAACGAUUGAUUUGCUAUCUGCUGAGAAAAAGGAACUGAGUGAAAAAUGUGACAGAUUGGAACACGAAAUGAGCAGAGAAUUGGUUGAGCAUGGAGGAAAAUUGAGCAGUACUGACGGGAAAACCAAGGCACUUGAAUCGAACUUAAAUUUGGUAAGUUUAGUUGUGUUAGCAUAUUAUUUUAGGUUAACUAGUGUUAUCGUAUCUGUCAUGUUUAUUUGUGUUACUAUGGGUAGAGAAAGAGUAUCAACGACCUAGCAACAGUUGCAACGGGCCGCAAAAAUAUGAUUGCCAUUUCGCAACGGUGAAUUGUUGGAACACCUAAACAAAAGUAGCAUAGAUUUAAAAUUUGUUUCUCCUCCCCUCUUCUUUUACAGUUUUGCUUAAUACUGCAUGAUUGUCAGUGACAAUUUAAACACUUCUAAUGAAGGAAACAAAAUUGUACGUGAGAAGAGAGGGAGAAUAGAGCAACAGCAAUGAUGACUUGGAGAUGAAGCUUA
Messenger RNA from Rhopilema esculentum, 1763 nucleotides. Lineage: Eukaryota; Metazoa; Cnidaria; Scyphozoa; Rhizostomeae; Rhizostomatidae. The record is from RefSeq and is a predicted model, not a curated record.